Esox lucius (northern pike) is the source of this 2271-nucleotide messenger RNA. Its product is annotated as prenylcysteine oxidase-like. The transcript has 6 exons. Gene Ontology annotation, molecular function: prenylcysteine oxidase activity. Gene Ontology annotation, biological process: prenylcysteine catabolic process; prenylated protein catabolic process. The record is from RefSeq and is a predicted model, not a curated record. Lineage: Eukaryota; Metazoa; Chordata; Actinopteri; Esociformes; Esocidae. Bases 272 to 1777 code for a protein of 501 amino acids.
CGGAUAUUGAUCCAUAUCUUGUAAAUUAGCAUAGCUUGUGGUUUCAACCAUUCAUCAACCCGCUUGUUUGGUAUUCAUCGCCAAACUUUCCGUAUUUUGUAUGUGCCAGUGUUUUACUUGGUGCAUAAUAUAUUUUUUUGUUCAUGUAAUACUGAUAGCUAAUUUCACACGCAAUGGGCGUUUUAGGGAAUAGACAACGUUAACAAAUCCGUUACUCGCCAGUUGCCGCAUCAUCACUUGUUGAACUACAGUAUUUCUGUAUUCCUGCAUCAUGCACGGGUGUCUUCCAUUCAAAUUUCUUCUAACAUUAGUGUCGUCAAUCUUGGCAUUCGGAGCCACUGGAUUUGCACAAGUAGAUGGUAGUCCACCUUCAAAAAUAGCCAUUAUCGGCGCUGGAAUAGGAGGUACCGCCACAGCACACUUUCUACGGCAGCACUUCGGACCGGAAGUGCGCAUUGACGUGUUUGAGAAGGGCACCGUCGGGGGCCGCCUGGCCACAGUAACAGUUAACCAUCAGGAUUACGAGUCUGGGGGCUCCAUUAUCCACUCGCUAAACCUGCACAUGCAAGACUUUGUCAAGCAGUUAGGUCUCAAGUAUCGUAGGAAUGUGGCAGGGAAGACGGCAGUGUUUAAUGGUGAGGAGUUCAUCUUGGAGGAGACCGACUGGUACCUGCUAGAUCUGUUCCGCAUCUGGUGGCGCUAUGGCAUCAGCUUCAUCCGCCUGCAGAUGUGGGUGGAGGAGAUCAUGGAGAAGUUCAUGAGGAUCUAUAAGUACCAGGCUCAUGGAUAUGCCUUCAGUUCAGUGGAGGAGCUGCUGCACUCUCUGGGGGGCUCCGGGUUCCUUAACAUGACCCGCGGCUCCCUGUCAGAGUCUCUGCUGGAACUGGGCGUAUCACAGCGGUUCAUCGACGAGGUCAUCGCCCCUGUCAUGAGGGUCAAUUACGGACAGAAUAUCAGUAUCCCAGCUUUUGUCGGUGCUGUGUCGUUGGCAGGGGCACAGGCCAACCUGUGGGCAGUGGAGGGAGGAAACAAGCUGGUUUGCUCCGGCCUUUUAAAACUGGCCAAGGCCAACCUUAUUCAGGCUCAAGUCACAACUAUCUCCCCGCAUGCGGCUGGAGAGUCUACCCAGUACCAGCUCAACUAUGCCACUCCGACUGAGAAAGGGUCAGAGUUCUAUGACAUUGUGGUGGUGGCCACGCCCCUGCAGUCUAGCGUUGGCUCAGGAAUCUCCUUCCAGGGCUUUGAGCCUCAGCUGCCCGAAAUGGCCGGUUCCUACCACCACACGGUGGCCUCGAUUGUCCAUGGCUACCUCAACUGCUCUUACUUCGGCUUCCCGGAUCCGAAGCUCUUCCCGUUUGCGAGUGUGCUGACUACAGACUUGCCGGGGCUCUUCUUCAACAGUGCCGCUAGCAUCUGUCCCGUUAACAUCAGCACUGGCUUCCGCCGCAAGCAGCCGCAAGAGGCUGGGGUUUACAAGGUGUUCUCCUCCCGCCCGUUGGAUAAGACGGCGCUGAAGACGCUAUUUAAGUCUUACUAUUCUGUGCAGGUGACCGACUGGCAGGCCUACCCGCUUUACGGGAGCACCCAGAGCCUUCCGCCUGUGAUCCUUCACGACAGCCUGUAUUACCUCAACGGCAUUGAGUGGGUGGGCAGCGCCAUGGAGAUGAGCUCGGUGGCGGCCAAGAACAUUGCCCUGCUGGCCUUUCACCGCUGGAGCAGGCAGGUGGAGAUGGUCGACCAGAAGGACCUGAUGCACAAAAUUAAGACGGAGCUGUGACCACCCACUGGCACAGGUGUCACAGGGUAUUGCACGAGGCCUGACUUUGAGGCCUUUCCACUUACAUUUGAAUACCUUUGUGUCGUUACGUUACAGCUGCGGGUCGCAAUGGAAAAAAAGACUUUCAUUUCAUGCCACUUUGCAUUCCAUGUUUAGGUGAAUCUUUUGUGAAUGAAGAUGUAGCGCAGGCAGCUGUUAUUAAAGUGGAUGAGUCUGAGGUAUGUUUGACUUGCUAUGCAAAUAAUAUAGAUUAUUUAUUUAAAGUAAAUGCUUACAUGCUUAUUAAAGAAGUUUUGACAAAUACUAUAUGGUUAGAAUUGGAUUUACUGAAUGAAUGUAAUUGUAGGGUUUAUGCUUAUUAUGCACUGACUAAAAAGAUUUGCCUCUUAGAAAAACAGUUUGAAUAUCUAUUUUCAAUUUCUUUAAGUUCAAGUGAUAACUAACCGACUACGCGUGUUUGUGUAAUAAGAAAUUAAAAAGAUUUUUCUUGAUUA